CAGAGGACGAGAGGGCUCCGCCAGACGUGACGUCGCGAUUCCUUCCUAAACUUGCGGAAAGUUUCUUCGAGGAAAAAAAAAGAAAGAAGAAGAAGAGGAAGAAGAAGAAGAAGAAGAAGAAGAAAAAAGAAAAACAAGCCCGGGAUACACUGUGAAAACAUCGUGAUGUACGGCCAGUCGUGCUCAUACAUUGCAUUGUGUCGUGGAAAUGAUCGUACGGUGCCUUCGCUGUGUCGACUCGGCGGCGGUUGUUGCGGCUAUUUGCGCCGUGUUGCUCGCGCAUAGCUGCGCCUGUGUGAGCACGGAGGAUGAGGUCCUGGAUAAGAACCAGCUCUUGGAUUUCUACAAAAAGGGUCUCUUCAUCCUGGAGAGCUUUCAGCUAAAACGCUGCAUCACCGUGGAUCGCUCCAACCUGGUGUUGGAGAACUGUGAGAGGCCCACACGCCGCAUGUUGUGGAAGUGGGUCUCCCGACACCGUCUCUUCAACCUGGGCACCAGCACGUGCCUGGGCCUCAACGCCAGCGAUGCCGCACAGCCUCUCGGCACGUUUGACUGUGACAUGGUCUUCCGCACACUGUGGUGGCGAUGUAACGGAAACACUCUGUUCGGAGCGUCUCAGAUGAAGCUGUCUGUGGCCGGCCGUUUGGUGGUGGUCAAGAAAACGUCGUACCACCAGUGGAGAAGGUACAACACCCCUGGAGAGGGGCCCUGCUCAUACCCCUAUGAAGAUAUCCACACUUUGUUGGGAAAUGGGAAUGGUAUGCCUUGUGCUUUGCCAUUUAAAUACAACAACAAGUGGUAUUCUGAAUGCACUGCCGAGGGACGUGAGGACCAUCGUCAGUGGUGUGCCACCUCCACCCACUACGAUGAAGCGGAAAAAUGGGGCUUCUGCCCGGUUCAAGACUCCAGCUGCGAAACUUUCUGGGAGUCAAACCAGGAGCUGCGGGCAUGUUACCAGCUAAACCUGUACACCAUCCUUACAUGGAGUCAAGCGCUGACAUCCUGCAAGGCCCAGGGUGGUGAUCUGCUGAGCAUUACCAACCUGGCAGAGCACAGGUAUAUCAGAGAUCGACUGGCUGAUGUUGGUGUGAUGGUGUGGAUAGGGCUGAACCACCUGAAGGAUGCUCGGGGUUGGCAGUGGUCUGACGGAGCCCCUCUAGCGCUGGUUAACUUCACCACAGGACUGUCCCCAAGCCCUCUGCAGGACAACAGGCAGUGUGGGGUAUACAACUCGGCCUCUGGGGGUCACUGGCAGAGCCUCUCCUGUGAGUCUGCUCUGCCUUAUGUCUGCAAGAAGACACCAAAUGACACGAGGAGAGUUGAACCACUUGAGAACUGGCAAUAUUACCACACCGUGUGUGCAGAGGGCUGGCUGCCUCAUAAUGGUUUCUGCUACCUGGUGCUGUCUGUAGCAGAGGCAGGCAACUGGAAAGAUUCACUCCAGGCAUGCAGCUCAAAGGGAGCCAACCUUACUAGCAUCCACUCCCUGUCUGAGGUGGAGCUGCUACUUAACCUCCUGGCUAACUUUUCUGGGGAGAGUCCAGAGGUGUGGAUUGGCCUGAGGACACAGACAUCUUCACCGGCUGUGGAGUGGUCUGAUGGCUCUCCAGUAGAUCUCACUCUCUGGCACCAGUACCAUCCUCCUCCCAACAUAACAAAUGCCCCACUCUGUGCUAAACAAGAUCGCAAGGAAGGUAAUUGGAUGUUGGCAUCAUGUGAUGAGCAACUGCCUGCUGUGUGUAGAAAAGAAAGUCUGACUCCCCUUCAUCACAGUGAAGAACAGGAUGAAGGCUGUCCUUCGGGCUGGAAGCGUCACGGUCACUCCUGCUACUUUGUGACCAGCCAUGAACAAAGCUAUGACGAUGCAGUGAAAGGAUAUUACUGCAAGGCCCCUCUUCUCACUGUGGAAAACAGAUUUGAACAGGCGUUUGUCAACAGUCUACUCAGUGAGUUGGGGGCCAACAACAGUGUGCAAUACUGGAUUGCCCUCCAAGACCAGAACAGGACAGGGGAGUACAGCUGGCUGCCUCACAAUGGCUCGUCUCUGCCUGUCACUUACACCAACUGGAACAAACACCAGCCAGUUAGUGCUAGCGGCUGUGUUGCUAUGACAGGUGGCCCAUCCCUGGGUCACUGGGAGGUGAAGGACUGCAUAUCCCACAAGGCCUUGUCAAUCUGUAAGCAGAGCAUCAGCAGUUACCAGGAUGUCCAUCAACCAGUGCACGACAUCGACGCUUACGCCCCCUGUCCACCUGGCUGGGAAUCACACUCAGGGCUUCUGCACUGUUUCAAGGUCUUCCACGAUGAGAAAGUUUUGAUGAAACGUACCUGGGUGGAAGCUGACUUCUUCUGCCAGGCCCUUGGAGCCCACUUGGCCAGUUUCCACCACUAUGAGGAGCAGGUGUUUGUCAAACAUCUCCUCAGCACAAUGUUUGAAGGAACAGAGGGUCGCUGGUUCUGGGUAGGUUUAAAUAAGAGAGACCCUCAGGAAAUUGGAGCAUGGGAAUGGUCCGACGGCACUCCUGUGGUGUCGUCCUUCGUCGAGGAUAAGAACGAAGAGGAUGACAGACGCAACUGUGCUGUUUACAGUGAUCUGACCAAUGCCCUGCUGCCACAGCCCUGUGAUACCAAACAUGAGUGGAUCUGCAAGAUGUCCAGAGGUGAUGAACUGAUAAAGCCGUAUUGGUACACUGAGCAGAGCGAGCCCUGGGUCUUCUACCAUGGAGCAGAGUACCUGCUGGCCAAGCAACUCUUCAGCUGGGAUGUCGUCUUUCUGGCCUGUCAGAUGAUGGGAGCCCAGCUGCUGUCAAUUCACUCCAAAGAGGAGCUGCACUUUGUGAAGGAACGCAUGGGCAAGCUCUCCUUGGGCCCAACUGAUUGGUGGAUUGGGCUGUCCAUUGACCUGCCAAGAGAAGAAGUCAGCUGGAGCGACAAGACCGAGCUAGACUUUCAGCACUGGGCAGAGGGAAGUGCCUACGGUGGCCCUGUUAAACAUAAGUUAUGUGUUACCAUGUCCUCUUCAUCAGGGAAAUGGUCAAUGGGUGAGUGCGGUAAUCUCCAUGGUUAUGUGUGCAAGAGAAGGACUGUGUCUGUGGUGGAGAGACCCAGAGAGCCCCACUACAUCGGAUGGUGUCCAGAAACAUGGCUAUACUUUGGACAUAAGUGUCUACUGCUGCAUCUCCCGGACAGUCCUGAGGAGGGGACGAGUUGGAAAGAUGCCCAGUCCAUCUGUUCCUCCUUCCAAGGCUCACUCGUGGCCAUAGAGGACGAGAUUGAACAAGCCUUCAUCACUAUGCUGCUUCAGGGCAGCUCUGUUGGCGUGUGGAUAGGUCUACGGGAUGAGGACACAAUGAAAUGGGCCAAUGGAAAGCCAGUCAGCUAUACCAACUGGUCCCCCGUAGAGCCCAAGAGCUCUCUUGCUGAAGAAGAGUGGCUCAGCGGACCGUUGGCUGGUGACGACCCUCUGUGCACUGUCCUGUCAAACAACCACAAUUUCCACCUAACCGGGAAGUGGUAUGAUGAGAAGUGUACAGAGAGUGGGUAUGGAUUUGUGUGUCAGAAACAACAAGAUACAUCGAAACCCCCCACACACUCCUACCGUCACCCUCUCCCUGACAUUAUUGAGUACAAGGGCCGCAACUACAAGGUCAUGCCUGGCAACAUGAGCUGGUACGAGGCGCUGCAUAUGUGCAUAGAGAAUGAUUCUGACCUAGUGAGCGUUACAGACCCCUUCCACCAGGCUUUCCUUACUGUCCUUGUCAAUAGAUUGGCAGUCCCCCACUGGAUUGGACUGUAUAGUCAAGACGAUGGCAUCAAUUACCAGUGGUCAGAUGGCAGUGACACAGUAUACACACACUGGGAUGCAGCAGAUGACGAGGAUGACUUUGUGACGGGAGAGUGUGUGUAUAUGGAUGUGAGCGGGGGCUGGCGGAGAGCGGAUUGUGACAUGCCGCUGCCGGGGGCCCUUUGUCACGUACCUCCACCAAGAAGUAAUGCUUUCACCACCUAUGAGGUGGUGUGUCCCUCAACCUGGGUGAAAUUUGGAGAUGGCUGCUACAACUUCGAGCCUGUGAUACAGAGGCUUACUUUGGAAGAGGCCAGAGAGCAUUGCAGACAGAGAGUCAACACUUCUGAUGUCCUCACCAUCGAGAAUGAGACCGAGAACCGCUUUGUUCUGGAGCAGCUUUGGUUGUCUGGCUUCCCGCAUCAGACUGUGUGGCUGGGAAUGUACUUCAACACUGACACUGAGUCGAUGGCUUGGGUGGACGGUUCACCUAUGGACUACACCAGCUGGCAUUUUAAAGCCCCAGAUGCCAGCCAAUUAAAAUCGGACACCUGUGUGUCUACCAGGGUGGCGGAUGGGGUGUGGCACCUCUCACAGUGCACCGAUCAAUUAGGCUUCGUCUGCAAAACUCACACAAAUAUCAUCGCAGAGGUGGAAGUGGAACCUCUAAAUGGGUUGCAUCAUGGCAUCGUCCCAGCCGCCGUCCUGAUAGCCAUACUGAUCUUUGCCGUGCUGGCCGGAGUAAUGUGGUUGGUGUACAAGAGGAACGGUGCACGUUUUCACAGGAUCCCCUCCCUCGGUACUGCUUACUACAGACAAACGAGCUCUCAGGCCACGGAGUCAGACGGCAACGUCCUGAUCACAGACCUGGAAAAUCACUCGGGCGAGUAGUAUUCAAUUCCUCUAUCUCUUCGUUUUCUGUCCUCUCUCUUCCUCUGACUUGCGCUCUCCCACACAUCGUCUCACCGUUCCCAAGAAUACUCAGUGACAUUAAAGCUUCAGUGAUGAUUCCUCAGGACAAUAAAAUGACAGCAACAGCUAACAGUUUCGUUUUGCAAAUGUCACGUGACACACAGAAAGAAAAUAUAAAAGCAGUUGGACAGAUGUCGCUCCACUGAUCGCACGGAUUUCAUUCAUUCAAACAAAUCUUUUCGUAAGCGUGGAGGAGCCACAGCGAGGAGUUUUCUGUAAUAUGAAGUAGGGUAACGACGGUUUGGGGGUGGGGGGGAACUCAUUUUGCACACAAAAUGGAUAGGUUGAAUCCAAGACACAUGAACGUUUUAAUCUUGGGGGGGAUUCAUAAUUGGGAAGAUUAUAACUUUUUACAUUAAAUAUUACAAAGGUUUAUUUUACAUAUGAAGGUUUGAAAUGUUUUUUUUUUAUAAUGUUGGAGAAGUAGGGAAAAGUUGGGCCUACUUCUCAGUUUUGAAUUUUCAGUCACUCCAUAUCAUCAAGAAAAUCACUGAUUUGUCAGCAAAAUACAAAUGACUGAUGACUGAAACGUAAUUGUAGCUGUUGAUUCAGGGUUCAGGUCUUGUCAUAUGGUACAGUUAUGUUUGUCAGUAUUACCGUUUUAGUUUGAUUGGAGUACACAUGCUGUAUAUUUGAAACCGGAGGUUUUUGUAAUAUUAUUCUAUUGCGGUGAUCUCAUCUCUGAUCCAGUCCUGCUGGGUUUCUGUUCUGCCGUGAAGUUAAAUUACAUUCAUCUGUUGUGUCGGAUCUAAAACCACCCCGGACCUGUCAGAAUAGAAACCCAGCGUACUCCCACUGACCAGCGUUGAGAUCCACUGCUCUGUUGUAUUAAGGGAAAAUAGGUAAAGGGGCAUCAACGACGACUAAAUUUUGUUUUUACUGGUUCUGUUUUCUACUGAUGAUAUGCAUAGCAAGUUUGUUGGUGUAAUUUGCACAAUUGUUUUCUAUGUUAAUAAACUGAAGGAAG
Molecule: messenger RNA, 5723 nt
Organism: Lampris incognitus (smalleye Pacific opah)
Lineage: Eukaryota; Metazoa; Chordata; Actinopteri; Lampriformes; Lampridae
Gene: pla2r1
Product: phospholipase A2 receptor 1
Exons: 30
Coding region: 209-4675 (1488 amino acids)
Cellular component (GO): plasma membrane; signaling receptor complex
Molecular function (GO): signaling receptor activity
Source: RefSeq, a predicted model, not a curated record